UCUGCAUUACUACUACAUCACUACUAUGAGGCUGGUUCUGACCUUUGCCCUCUGCCCUUUCAGGACCUACUUUGCGGGUCAGGAGCAGCAGGUCCGGUUGAUCUAUCAAGGUCAACUGCUGCAAGAUGACGCUCAGACUCUGGCCUCUCUGAACCUUGUCCAUAACUGCGUCCUGCACUGUCACAUCUCUCAGCACGCCGGCCGCGGGGCCGCAGGGGGGGCGCGGCCCGCUGACCAGGUGCAGGUGGCUUUGAACGUGGGCAGCCUGAUGGUCCCCCUGCUGGUCCUCAUGCUGUCAGUCCUGUGGUACUGUCAGAUCCAGUAUCGGCAGUUUUUCACCGCCCCGGCCACUGCCUCGCUGGUCGGUGUCACCAUCUUCCUCAGCUUGGUGGCCUUCGGAGUCUACCGCCGCUAGCUGCUCUCUGAUUGGCUACUCCCUCUCUCCUUGUGGUGAUGUCAGCAGCCGGGGCGGAGCUCUCUCUGUGACCUCAGACCCGGCCUGGACUUGAACCGGCGGGACUAAACAGACAUUGAUGGUUAAUGUUUGUUUGUGUUUCUGUUGCCAUGGACACGCCGUGUGUUCACAAGGACCUUAUUUUAAAUUUUUAGAUGACAUGUUUCUCUGUAGGUUUCUCAUCAUUGUGCCUCUUUUACUUUCUGGUUCCUUCUGGUCCUGAAGGUGUCGGACCAGCACCAGACUGUAGACCGGAUCUGUCUGUACGUCUCUGUGUGUCGGCGAGCGCUGUGGAAGAGAAAGAAAUUCUAUUAAAUCAUUUAUUUAU
Molecule: messenger RNA, 782 nt
Organism: Epinephelus fuscoguttatus (brown-marbled grouper)
Lineage: Eukaryota; Metazoa; Chordata; Actinopteri; Perciformes; Serranidae
Gene: tmub1
Product: transmembrane and ubiquitin-like domain containing 1
Exons: 1
Coding region: 26-415 (129 amino acids)
Molecular function (GO): protein binding
Source: RefSeq, a predicted model, not a curated record